Molecule: messenger RNA, 658 nt
Organism: Dentiscutata erythropus
Lineage: Eukaryota; Fungi; Glomeromycota; Glomeromycetes; Diversisporales; Gigasporaceae
Source: the annotation of a GenBank genome assembly
AUGGAAGUUGCUAGAACAUUUGGUGCUACUCAAACUGCCCUUUUUACCAAUGCUGAUACUAAACCAACCGAGGAAGGAACUACCUUAGUUAUUACCGUAUCAUCAGAUCGUGGACUAUGUGGCGGUAUCCAUUCAAGUGUAUCAAAAGCUUCUCGUAAACAUGUCGCUGAAAAACCAAAUUCGCAAGUUGUGGUAUUAGGAGAUAAAGCAAAAGCACAGCUUUCACGUACAAUUCGUAAUAAUAUACGGCUUUCGUUUAAUCAAAUUGGAAAGGCUACCCCAACUUACGCCGAAGCGUGUGCUAUCGCCGACACUAUAUUGAAAGAGAAAAUUGAAUUUGAUCAGGCUAUAAUUGUUUAUAAUUAUUUUAAAUCAGUGAUUUCUUAUGAAGCUGAAACAAUUCCUGUAUUUUCAGAAUCUACGUUUUCCAAAUCCGGAAACUUUGAUGCAUACGAAGUUGAGGAUGAUGUAUUAGAAAAUCUUCAUGAAUUUGCGUUAGCAAAUUCAAUUUAUUGGGGCCUCGCUGAAGGUCAUGCGUCAGAAAUGGCAUCAAAACGCAGUGCAAUGGAAAAUGCUACAAAGAAUGCUGGUGAAAUGAUUGAUAAACUUACGUUAACUUAUAAUCGUGGUAGACAGGCUGUUAUUACCAGUGAAUUGA